UUUUAUCUUCUCUGUAUUUCUUUCCCUUUUCUGUUCUAGGUCAGGGAUUUAUAAGUGAUGAUGAAUACUUGGAAAUUACGGGCAUCACAAGAGAACAAUCUGGUGAAUAUGAAUGCACAGCGGUUAAUGACGUGGCAGCGCCCGAUAUUCGGAGGGUGAAGGUCACCGUCAACUAUCCUCCAUCCAUCUCCAGUCCUAAGAAUACUGGUGUUUCAGUUGGUCAGAAAGGGAUCUUGCGUUGUGAGGCCUCAGCUGUCCCCGUAGCAGAAUUUCAGUGGUUUAAAGAAGAAACCAGGUUAGCUAAUGGGCUGGAUGGCUUGAAAAUUGAAAACAAAGGACGGAUGUCCACACUAACUUUCUUUAAUGUCUCAGAGAAGGACUAUGGCAAUUAUACUUGUGUGGCCAUCAACAAACUGGGAAACACCAAUGCCAGUAUAAUUCUGUAUGAAAUACCUGAACUUCCAGCAAUGUCAGGACCAGGAGCAGUACACGAUGGCAACAAUGCAGCUUCCAGAGCGAUGGCCUGCAUCUGGCUAUCGGGCGCUCUCUUUGCUUAUUUCCUGCUCAAGUUUUGA
This is a messenger RNA of Protobothrops mucrosquamatus (brown spotted pit viper), 575 nucleotides long. RefSeq names its product opioid-binding protein/cell adhesion molecule-like. Gene Ontology annotation, cellular component: neuron projection. Lineage: Eukaryota; Metazoa; Chordata; Lepidosauria; Squamata; Viperidae. The annotation marks the transcript as partial. The record is from RefSeq and is a predicted model, not a curated record. The transcript has 5 exons.